GAGGAGGAGGAGGAGGCGAAGCGCAGUCGUCUUCACGCUCCUGGGGAGUGGCCCUGGCCUCCAGGCCCCCAGCAUCCCGGCACCCCUCGUGCGCGAGGCACGGCUGCCGGAGGCGGCGAGGGGGGCGAACAGCCCACGGGGGGAGCAACAAGUGUAGCCAGGGGCGCCGGUGGUGCGUCCAGGAGCAAGAAGUGCAUCCAGAGGCCGUCUCCCGACCUCCUCCGGAGGGCAGUCGUAGGCCUCCCACACCUCGCGGCUUCCAUCACAGAGGCUGCGAUGGGCCGACCUAUCCGGCCAAUACAAUGCGGGCGCGGCCGCAAGAAACCCUCGCAAGAGACCCAACCCUGA
Molecule: messenger RNA, 348 nt
Organism: Prorocentrum cordatum
Lineage: Eukaryota; Dinophyceae; Prorocentrales; Prorocentraceae
Source: the annotation of a GenBank genome assembly